CAUUCUCAACGCGAGUGAUAGGGAAAGCAUCUAUGUACGACUACAUGAAUAUUAUUGACAAUAUGUGCUUGAGCAUUCAUGUAUCCAUCCUCGCCUGAUAUACCAACAUCUUUUGAUCCAGCUAUUCAUUUGCAUUCCGAAGUCGACACGCGUCUGCCAUCUGAAAACCACUCUGACGAGAUCGAAGCCCAGCUGCAACAGAUAGAGGAGACCAGGAUCACGAAAAACAGAGAAGGCAUUGUGAUUCAGCAUCGCGCUUGGAGAUCUGUUGACGCAUUUCGGAGUGAGGAAGACUAUAUAUUUGAUACACCAACGAGAACGCGGGUGAAGCGUGCGAGUAGCAACAAAAGUAGCAUCUUCCCGUCCUCCCCACCGACGAGAACUAUGCCGUUCAUCUCGUCUCCAGUAGCUUAUCCAGCGACCUCGUCUCCAGCUGCGCACUCCCCCAGGAAACGAAGGAAGCUUGGGGACGAUGGGAAACCAUCUAGGAGUCCAUUGGAUGUAGUCGAUGCCAACAAGCGUCAAACCGCCGGGCCUUUUCUAGAGGAGGACGACGAUGACUCGGAAGAAGAUUCAGAUGACCUAAAAGCCAGGCUCGGCAAACGCAAAGCGGUGCAAUUCACGCAUAAAAGCUCUCCCCCACCUAUGGAUCCUGCCCAGGUUAGUCAGCCCAGUGAUGUGGUUGAAGCAGUCGAAUCAGUCGCGGAGAUAGCGUCAACAGCGAAUCGUGAGGUAGCGCCUACCGAGACUCGACAUGGAGGGCUUCAGCUGGCGAAAGCGACGACUGAAUCAGGCCGAAUCGUCUCUAUUGCAGAGAGAAGAAAGAAGACUGCAAAAACGUAUGAGCAAAUAAUCGCCUCGCGAUCCAAUUAUGCUCCAGGAGAAGCCCGCCAAUGCUACUAUGGUCUGAACAUCCACCAACUGAUGGAUGACGCUAAUCGUGAGGACGCUUCGAAGGCGGAAGCUGCGAGACUACAUAGUCUCGAAGAGCCUCUGCCAUCCAUAGAACAAGCUGCACCAACAAAGCCGAAGCGAACCCUAAUGUGGACCGAAAAGUACCGAGCAAAGAAGUUCACUGAUCUUGUGGGAGAUGAAAGAACCCAUCGCUCAGUCCUCCGCUGGCUCAAAGGCUGGGAUUCGAUCGUGUUCCCCGGUUCCAAUAGGCCAAAGCCAAAAUCGCGCUCAGGAGUCCAUGCUGAGACUGAAGAGCAGAGAUACAGGAAAAUUCUGCUGCUUACGGGACCUCCGGGCCUGGGCAAGACUACUCUAGCACACGUUUGUGCACGACAGGCUGGAUACGAAGCAAAGGAAAUCAAUGCCAGUGACGAGCGCAGUAAGGACGUUGUAAAGGGGCGCAUUCGUGAUAUGGUGGGAACCGAGAACGUUCGAGGCAUCGAUUCGAAUACCGCAGACGGCAAAGUACGCAAAGCAGGCCGUCCGGUGUGUGUCAUCGUUGAUGAGGUUGAUGGUGUAGUGGGUGGCAGUGGUGGAGGUGGAGAAGGGGGCUUUGUCAAAGCUCUGAUCGACCUAAUUCACCUUGACCAGCGAAAUGCGAACGUAAUUAAUUCACAGACUCCAGCUGCCACGCCAGCAGCACGGAAGAAAAAAGGUGAUAAGUUCAGACUUUUACGGCCUAUCAUUUUGAUCUGCAACGACCUCUACCACCCAUCCCUUCGACCUCUGCGACAGAGCUCCCUGGCAGAAGUCGUCCACAUCCGGAAACCACCAUUGGGUAUGGUGAUAUCUCGCAUUCACUCCGUUUUCGAAAAAGAAGGUAUCCCGUGCGAUUCGGAUGGUGUUCGGCGCUUGUGCGAGGCAACUUGGGGAGUCAGUAACCGUAAAGAAGGUGGCAAUGGAACUGGAACUGGCGAAGGCGACAUACGCAGCGUCAUGGUAGUUGGUGAAUGGGUUGCAGGCAAACUUCGUGCAUGUGUGGACAAAGGCGAGAUGCGUCUGACGAAGAAAUGGGUGGAGGAGCACAUACUGGGUGACCUUGGCCAUGGGGGUGGCGCUGCUCGCUCCUUAGGACGAGGAGGAGCUCGUGAGGUCGCAGAGAGAAUCUUCCAGGAAAACGCUGGAUUCCCGAAGACGACUAUGGUGGCUCCUGUCGACAUUGAUCCCUUCGCGCCUGAAAGGGAUGGCCCAGUAGGUGUCGCCGAAGCAAACAAGAGUCGUGCCAUGCAGCGCCUGCGAGAAAUGGUGGAUACGAGCGGCGAUGCUGACAAGAUUGUCGCAGACUGUCACUCCAACUACGCGACUUAUCCUUACCAAGAUGACACCUUCCUCACCAAACCCAACACCGCCUACGAGUGGCUCCACUUCCACGACAUAAUCAGCUCCUCUGUGCAUACUAGCCAAGAGUGGGAACUCGCACCGUACCUCUCUCAAACGCCCCUCGCCUUCCACCAUCUGUUCGCCUCCUCUACCACCCGCCUGGCCCAGAACACACGCACAAACGACACCACCUCCCUAUCCGAUAGCGAGCCGCUCCCCUUCACCGGUCCUACCGCCCCUUACUCCGCAUCCGAAGCCCUCAAAGCAAACAAAGCCUCCCUCUCCGCCCUCCACGCCUCCUUGUCCCUCCCACUAACCCGCACAUUUCGCUCUCCGGCCACCCUCGCAACCGACCUCCUGCCGUACGUCACCCGCAUGCUAGCCCCAGACGUCAAGCCCGUCAUUAUUCAAUCUGGCUCAUCAGCCACAUCCAAGUUCAGCAACACAAGCACAGCGUCCGUGCGGCGCGGCGCAGAAAAGCAACUCGUGGCGCGCGCCGUAAAUGCCAUGAUCGCGACGGGCGUGCGGUUCGAGCGCAGUCGCGUCGAGUACGAUGCCGCAGCCGGACCUGGCACGCGCGCUGACUGGGUGUUUCGCAUGGAGCCGCCGCUGGAUGCACAGGCGGUGUUUGAGACGCUGGGUGGUUGUGCCGGGGCGGAGGCAAAGGUGCGGUUUGCGGUCAGGCAGGUCCUGGAGGCGGAGUAUCGGCGGGAGGUUGCGAAGAGGGAGAACGAGGAGCGGAAGAAGAGAGGUGGCAUUGUGGAUGUUGAUAUACUGAUGGAUGCCAACGCCGGAGAGGGUUUGGCGGAGAAGGUUGGUUCUGUCGUGAAGGUACCGAUGGUCAAGAAGGAUUUCUUUGGGAGGGUGCUGAGGAAGGAGGAGGAGAGGGUUGAGGGUGAUGGCGAUGGAACGUCACGGAAUAAGAAGAAGAGUAAGGAGCAUGAGAGGGCGGAAGGCCGGGUGUGGGUUAGUUAUAAUGAGGGCUUCUCGAAUGCUGUCCGGAAGCCGAUUACGUUGAAGGAGUUAUUGAGCGGUUUCUAGCACGGCAUUGUUUAUUAUCGGCACAUACACACACACUAGCGUUAUCAUAGGGCAUGACCAAGGUUAUUCACCUUUGAUUUGGUUCGCUCCCUGUAACUUAUAUGAUAAUCUUCAC
This is a messenger RNA of Pseudovirgaria hyperparasitica, 3430 nucleotides long. RefSeq lists its product as uncharacterized. The record is from RefSeq and is a predicted model, not a curated record. The coding region runs from base 79 to 3315 and encodes 1078 amino acids. Gene Ontology annotation, molecular function: ATP hydrolysis activity; ATP binding; DNA binding. The transcript is spliced from 3 exons. Lineage: Eukaryota; Fungi; Ascomycota; Dothideomycetes; Acrospermales; Acrospermaceae. Gene Ontology annotation, cellular component: nucleus.